UAACGCACGGUAGCGCUGCAGGCCAAUCCCUAGUCGAGGUGCUUUAAGCUCUAGAUGAAAAAAAGCUUGUUUUCCCUAGGGAUUGGUUAUCUUGUUUAUCUAGGAUCCGUACAACGCCUCCUGUUGAUCCGUAUCAAGGCGGAACCAACGUUGGGCGGAACUGCGGUCCGUGCGUGUAUGCAUGUAUAUAUCGUUGACCUCGUACAUCGUAUCAACGAUAUCCCAUCGGUUAUCUCAGUGCUGUGCGCGUUGUUUGAACAGCAAGAUGAACUUGUAGCGUCGAUGUGGUAACCUCGUUCCGUGUUCUAUGGCUUGAUACCACGGGAACGCCUAUCGGAACGAUCGAGAUCAACACCCCGCAAGGCAGAGCGAAACCGGCGAAACUUCCACGGGGCCCUUGUGCCCGUGCCGGCGCCUUAUGUUCGGCCAGUUGGACAAGCAGCACAGAGCUGCAAGAAUGAACUGUGGUGUUGAGCUGGUGUCAAUGCAAUCUGAUUAGCGCAUUACGAUCACGACGGCUACCAAUCUUCCGUAUUGAAUCGUCACUACAGUCUAUAGCCCCUAGAAACGGAUUCGAUAUGUGAUCGGUUGCCGUUAUGCCGGUCGCAUGCUAGCGUUACGGGCCUUACUACCAUCCUCGCCUCUUCCGUAUUAGGCACCUGUGAAUCUGCUCAUCGCAUUGCGCAGUAUUGCAUCGAAACGUUGCAACAUCUAGAAGGAAGCGGGUUUAUGGCAACCAUAGAGUUUCUCACUACAUGAUCGCAGCGACUUCGCGGUUCGCGCUCCAGACAUGGCUGUCGCGUUCAGUCCAGACGCUCAACUCCUCCCCAAAGACGCUGCGAUUACGCAGGCUUUGCAGACGCCCGCCUGCCGCUAUGUAGCCGUUGUCAACGAAUUAGUUGGCGUCGACCGCGUGCGCUUCGCGUUUCUCGUAUACGGCGCGAUGAACUCUCAGCACGGCGUACCGCCUUCGCAGCGAUCGCGCGCCCUGGUGCGCUACCUGACCGGUGCCAGUUCAGACUUCGACGUCGUCAAGGGUUGUUUGGUCGAGUGCGGCGCGUCGGUCGAUGAAACCGCCUUGGAGAUGCUGUACGUAAUGCACAAGUUCGAGCUCAUGCGAAGGAUAUUUGGAAUCUGCAGCCACAAAGCCAGCACACUUUACCAGUCGCCCAGGAGUGUCAGGAAAUUUUGGCGCGAGUUGGCCGGCUUCUGCGAGUCCUGCUUGGAUGAGGAGGCUGCAGAGAUCUUGAGGCAUUUUCUGCCUGAAUCUUCACUGUCCAGUGUGCCAACACAUGCGGAAGCAGUCAUCGUGCUGCUGUACGAGAACAGCAUCAUUACACUGGACAACUAUUCUGCUCUUUACGAACAUAUAAGGGCAGCAUACAACAAUGAAGAACUCUUGGAGCAUCUCUGUGAAACAGUGCCGCGGUAUUCCAUGACAAACAGCCCCCAUGGAUACGCUGUCAUUUUAAACCAUAAUGUGUUCAAAGACCCAAAGAAGGAGAUCAAGCUGGAGGAACGACAGGGAACAAAGAAAGAUGUUGAUGUGCUCAAACAACUGUGGGAGGAGCUGGAUUUCGACGUCAGAGUGUAUGAUGACUACACAUUAAGUGAAAUUGAAAAAUUACUACACGAAAUUGCCACAGUUUGGGAUCACCGGAAGAGUGAUGCUCUUGUUUUCAUCAUCUUGUCACAUGGGUACAGAGGUGGGUUUUAUGCAAGUGACUGCAAAAAGGUGAAUCUUGACACCAUUGAGAGCUACCUCUGCGAGAAAUGUGAUGGUCUCCGGGACAAGCCAAAGGUUCUCUGUGUCCAGGCUUGCCAGAGCGAAGGCUUAUCUGAACCACUGCCAAGGACAACUGGCGAAAGACGGAGCCGGGCUCACAUGCUGAAGUUCAUGUCGACAGUGCCUUACUCCCUGUCCUACCGGGAUCCUCACUAUGGCAGCGUGUUUGUGCAAGCGUUUGUGGACGCGGUCCGCCGUCACUGGCGCAACCACGACCUUCUGCAAAUUGGGACAUUCAUCAACAGUGGCGUCGCUGACAAGCCCAUCCCUGUGGUCUCCAGCGACGGCCGAAAUAUCAACUGGUCAAGCCAGACUUCGGAAGUGAGCAACACAUUGACCCGUUCCCUCCACCUGGGAAAAAAGUGAAGCAAUGUGGUUGUUUGGCCUUGACACAAAGGACCCUGCCACUUUUCUUUUGUUUCCUUUUUUUCUCUAAAGGCAGACACGAGAGGUACCAAGUCAGUCUAGAAUGGUAAACUCUCCUCUCAAAAAUCUUGUAUGCACUUACCUUGACAGAAAAAAUCUCUUACUAUACUGGA
Dermacentor andersoni is the source of this 2325-nucleotide messenger RNA. Its product is annotated as caspase-1-like. Gene Ontology annotation, biological process: proteolysis; positive regulation of neuron apoptotic process; apoptotic process. The record is from RefSeq and is a predicted model, not a curated record. Gene Ontology annotation, cellular component: cytoplasm. Gene Ontology annotation, molecular function: cysteine-type endopeptidase activity. Lineage: Eukaryota; Metazoa; Arthropoda; Arachnida; Ixodida; Ixodidae.